CUUGUGCUGAACUCAGAACGGUUUCAGACGCCUGGCGGGCUGGGUGUGCUGUGGAGGACACAUCCAGAGCGUCUCUGUCGACAUGGAUACAUUUUUGUUCUUCGAGCCGCAGGGUCGUCGGUGGACGCCGCGCCGUGAGAUCGGCACGUUCGGGCCUGUGCAGGUCUGGGACCCGUGGUCGGCGUUCGGUGAGAUUGAUGGACCCGUGUGGCGUCCCUGUGCACACGGGCAGGGCGUGCGGCCGCAGCAGUGCCUCAGAGCACAGCCGCAGAAGGAGGAGUCCAAGAAGCCGGAAGGCUUUCACCUGACACUGGACGCCGCCGGCUACCGGCCGGAGGAGGUAAGCGUUAAGCUGUCUGACAACGUUGUCACCGUGCGCGCCCACCACCGCGAGAAGACCGGCGGCGGCCUAAUCAGCAGCAGCCUUGUGAGGAGGGUGCGCUUGCCGGAGCACGUGGACGCCAGCGCGCUGACCUCGCGUCUGACCCGGUCCGGUCAGUUGGUCCUGGAGGCGCCGCCGGCCGGCGCGCCGGCUCUGGAGCUCUCCGAAGGUGACAAGAAGCCUUCAGUGACAGCCGCCGCCGCAUCAGGGGAGGGCAGCACCGAGGAGAAGCAGCCGGAGGCCGCUGAAGUCGGCGAGGCGAAGGCCGACGCCGCGAAGACAGCCAAGUACCAGGUCUCUGUGAACGUCAGCGACUUCAAGCCGGAGGAGGUGACCGUUAAGGUGGACGGCGGCGUGGUGAUCGUGGACGCCGUGCACGAGGAGACAUCGGAUGAGGGCUGCUCCAGUUCCCGUCUGCUGAGGAAGUUCGCGCUGCCGCGGCACGUGAACCCAGACCAUGUGACCUCGCGGCUGACUCAGGCCGGUCAGCUGAUGGUGGAGGCGCCGGUGACGGCCGCGCUCCAGCCGCCUAAGGAGGGUGCCGUAGAGACGGAGGGGGCGCAGCCGGCCGCACUCCAGUAAGGCAGCCGUCGGCGGGCCGCGGCCUUCGUCUUAUCUUUCAGCAGUUGCUUUUGCUGUUCAGCCAAGCAGCGUUGGCGUGGAUCGGCAUUUAGAGCGGAUACGCGUUUAUUUGCCACGAUAUUGUUAUGUCUUUAAAUGAUGCUCGCAAAUACAUGAUUUUGCUUCAGA
Molecule: messenger RNA, 1132 nt
Organism: Pollicipes pollicipes
Lineage: Eukaryota; Metazoa; Arthropoda; Thecostraca; Pollicipedomorpha; Pollicipedidae
Exons: 1
Coding region: 83-964 (293 amino acids)
Biological process (GO): response to heat; protein refolding
Cellular component (GO): cytoplasm; nucleus
Source: RefSeq, a predicted model, not a curated record